Vicia villosa (hairy vetch) is the source of this 2166-nucleotide messenger RNA. RefSeq names its product protein FAR1-RELATED SEQUENCE 5-like. Gene Ontology annotation, molecular function: zinc ion binding. The record is from RefSeq and is a predicted model, not a curated record. Bases 271 to 2166 code for a protein of 631 amino acids. Lineage: Eukaryota; Viridiplantae; Streptophyta; Magnoliopsida; Fabales; Fabaceae. The transcript is spliced from 3 exons.
AUCAACUCAACAAAUUAAUCAACUCAUCUCCAUCUCCCUCACUUCAUCAUCGUGAACAGACGUUGAAAAUAAAAAUUCUUCAUCAUCUCAUCUUGGCAUUUUUUUCCCAACUACAAACUCAACACAACAGUUAUCGUCUCAUCUUAGCAUUUUUUCCCAACACUGCAAACUCAACACAACAGUAAUCGUCCCAUUCACAGGUUCGUCAAACGUAACAGGACCACAAAUCUGUUUGUGUUCGUAUUGAGCACGCUGCUGCAAAGGUGUACCAUGGAAAACACCGACCAUUAUGAUUCCAACUACUAUCGAUACCGUGACAGUGGAACAUCUGAUUCUGAAUCGGAGAAUGACAGUAAUUCGGUGUCCAGUGCGUACCAAAGUUCAAGUGAUGGCGAUGGCGAUGGUGAUAGUCACAAUGAAAAAUUCCAUGAAUUUGAUGCAGUUGUAGGUGAUAGAAUACUGAAAAUUGAUGCCCUUACUGCUGAUGAAAUUCGUGCUAUGGAAUUCGGUACAGUUGAUGAAGCUAAUUUGUUUUAUUUCAAGUAUGCUAAAUGUAAAGGGUUUGCCAUUAGGAAAAGUGAUGUUAGGAGAAGAUCGACUGGGGGUGGACAAACAAUUAUAAUGAGGCAGUUUGUAUGCAAUAAACGCGGUCUAAGAGAUACAAAACACUUAAGGAGGCUUGAUAGAAAAAGAGAACACAGACCUACGACCCGCACUAAUUGUCCCGCUAGGCUUCGUGUGCAUUACAACCCCCAGAAGGGUAGUUAUGUAGUGUCAUGUUUUGAAGAGGCUCACAACCAUGAAUUAACACCAUCUAGGUUUAUCCACUUACACCCUAUUUAUCGUGAGAUUACUGCAGCAGAUAGAGCUCAGAUUGACGGUCUACAGUCAAAUGAAAUUAGAACUUGUCAUAUAAUGGGGUACAUGGUUGCUCAGAAGGGUGGACACGAUCGUGUUGGGUUUACAAAGAAGGAUCUGUACAAUUAUUUUGAUAGUAAAAUGCGUGCUACUAUUAAAGAUGGUGACGUUGCCGCUGCUAUAAAUUAUCUAAAUGUGAAGUCAUCUACUGAUCCCAUGUUAUAUGGUAAAUAUGCCGUAGGCACGGAUGGACGAAUGAAGUCCCUUUUUUGGGAUGAUGGAAGCAGUAGAUCUGACUAUUUUUGUUUUGGCGAUGUAAUUGCGUUCGACACGACUUACAAGAAGAACAAAUACAACUACCCAUUGGUUAUAUUUUCAGGGUGUAACCACCACUCUCAGACAGUUAUUUUUGGUGCUGCAUUGGUGUCAGAUGAAACGACAGAAACGUAUAAGUGGUUGUUGGAGUGUUUUUUAGAGUGCAUGGAAAAUAAAUACCCAGAAGCGGUUGUAACAGAUGGAGAUGGGGCGAUGAGGGAAUCUAUAAAACAGGUGUUUCCGGAUGCGACACAUCGUUUAUGCGCUUGGCAUUUGAACAAGAAUGCGACUGAGAAUGUAAAGAACUCGGAAUUUUUGAAAGAUUUUCAAAAAGCCAUGUACUCUAAUUUUACAAAGGAUCAAUUUGAAGAGUUUUGGUCAAAAACAAUUAAAGAAAACGGACUUGAAGGAAAUCCUUGGGUUCAAAAAACGUACGAGAACAGGUCACUAUGGGCAACUGCAUAUCUACGUGAGAAGUUUUUUGCACGUAUAAGAACUACGUCUCAAUGUGAAGCCGUCAAUGCAAUCAUCAAGAGUUAUGUCAGGAAGAAAGGCUGCAUUUUUGAAUUUAUGCACAAUUUUGAUCAGGCUAUGAGAUGUUAUAGAAACAAUGAACUGAUUGCCGAUUUUAAAUCAAUGUUUUCAGAACCUGUGAUGACUACUCAACUGCGUGCCCUUGAGAGCCAUGCUGCGAAAGUUUAUACCACGGAGAUUUUCAAGGAAGUCAGAGAUGAAAUAGUGAAGGCUGGAUCAUUGAUUGUUAAGGAAAGGUUAUUUCACAACGGAUUUAAGACUUAUCGAUUUACAAAAUAUUGUUAUGAUAACUAUGACGUAGAGGUUGUGUAUGAUGGUGAAACACUUCAAUGCGAGUGUAGGUUAUGGGAUUCUCGUGGGAUUCCAUGUUCUCAUAUGUUUGGUGUCAUGAAGGAAGAACAUGUUAGUCUCAUUCCCACCGAGAAGCUUCAAAAAAGGAAGGUGUUUAUGGGGACAUAA